UGUCUAUAUUUCGUAUUAAUGAUUAUUUUUCAAUAAACUAUCACGUUUGUAUAUUUUUAUAAAGCUGACAAGGAAGACAAAAUAAAUGCGAGACGUUAACUAGUAGUACAGUAGAAGAAUGUUAAUAUGAUACGCUCAAUUCACGCGAGAGGUAAAAGGUUAAGGGCGAAUAACUGAACUAGAAACUUUUAAAUAAAAUUAAGCAAGGUUCAAACUAUAUUACAAAAUAUUUGAAAAUGACUUCCGAGAUGGAUUGGACUACAGAAACCUACCGACUAGACGAAGUUGAAGGAAAAUUUGACUUUCCAUGUGUUAUACGUGUGAAUGAAGGAUUCUAUUCAGCUACAGAUGCUGAGGGAUUCUCUCAAGGUGAUAUUUUAUCUAUUGAUUCCAAAAUGGUGUUGCAUAAAGUUGCAGCAAAUUUUACAGACUGUGCUGAUUUGAAUACCAAAGGCAGUUUAGAUGAGGACUAUAUUGAGCUUAAAAAUGAAAUUCUUGUGCCGUUGAAUUACAAGGGUAAACUGAAAGUUAUAAGGACCGCUAAGUACUAUGACAAUGUAAAAGAUUUAACUGCAGACUUUCCAAGAUAUGCAACGGUAAGAAAACAAUUGGAUGUAACGACUGAGGAAGAUAAAAUAAUUACAAUUAAAUCAGGAACCACCAUAGAACUGGAUAGAAUUAUUCCAGGACCAAUUGUUGGUUCAAAAAGACAACCAGGUAAAUUGGUGGUUCGGUUUCAACAUUCCAGUGGACCUUUGAAUGUGGCAUUGUCAAUGCAUGCAAAUGGAAAAUUCAUAACAGAGCCAGAUAAUAAUGAAUAUACAAUAAAAGAAGCUUUGGACAGGUAUAGUCUGCCGCAGCAUGUACGUUUUGUGGAUGAUAAACUCAAACGUGUUUAUACGCAGGAUCUGCUUGAGGGAAUCGAAAAUAUGAACAUUAUUACAGAAACAUUACGAUUGAAUCGCCUUGUCACACAGACAGUUCUGGUUGGACAUUAUAAGCCAUUAGAUGGCAAUGUAUCGAAUGAUACUGAGAGAUUCCGGCAGAGAACUCUGGCAGUAUUACCUAUGAACAAGCCUGAGAUUUGCGAAAUAGAGGUGAAUGUUUCGAAGUGUGUAACCGAUGAUAUUUACGAACAAGUCUUCCUCGUCAGAAACGUUUCUCAUUCUAACACUGAGGAAAUAGUAGAUGGAUCACUGUAUGUAGAUUUUGCAAUGACACCAGGAAUUAAACUGAUUUCCCAAGAAGAAGAUGUAAAUUAUGACGACACACCUCCACCUCGGCCUCCUAAACCAUCAAAUAUAGCACCGGAAAUUGGACCAAAGCCAGUUUCGAGAGUGAAACAGAAAAAGAAAGCACUGUCUCUGGAUUCAAGUAACAUGGUUGUUAAGAAGGACAUUAAAGAUGAUGAUGAUGAUGAAGAUAGUGAAGGAGAUUAUAUAUUCCCUAAGGCUAGAGCAGUUUCAGAGAGUGAUAAUAUCUCCGGGUUCAAUUUGGCUGAUUUGGACUUCAAGGGUAGUGAAACUGCGACUAACUCCUCGACUUUGAGAAAGAAAAUCUACAAAAAGGUUGCCACAAAUAUAUCAAAUUUAAAAAGUUCAUUCAAAAAUUUAACUACUUCGAGGGACAAACGAGAAUCAAUUGACUGUAAAACAAAACUUGAGAGUAGUGCACAGUUUAUUCCUGAGGACUCUAAUGCUGGUCAGGAAUCAGACAAUUUGUAUUCAGACAUUAAUGAAGAUACAAUGUUGGAAGCUUGCAGUCAACAAUCUCCAGUAUCAAAAACAUUGGACGGUGGAAAAUAUGAUGAUACUUAUCUUGGAGCGAUCAAAUAUAAAGAGGAGUCCGAUAAACCAAUGGCCCUUGUGCAACCUGUUAGAUCACACCAUAAAGGAAAGGUUAAAGCUUUUAAAGACUUAAACAACACAGAAUUGGUGGACAGACUUCGUCAGUGUGGACUUAAAGAAAUGUCAGAUUUUUGUCAUAGAGAGAUGCUUAACGGUUCGUUUUUUAAUGAUAUAUCUACAGAAACAUUGCAGAAAGAUCUGAAGUUAAAGGGGAUCCAGUUGACAAAAUUUGUACAGAUGAGGGAUGCAAACUGGGUUCCCAGAUAAAAUAGAUUAUUCUGAAAUCAAACUAUACAAAAAACGAUGCCAUUUAUAUCAUAUUGUUAAUGUUUAUAAAACAUCUCCUAAUAUAUAUUAGACAGCUGUGAACCCCGCCCAAUAGAAAUCAAACCAAAUCUGA
Messenger RNA from Ruditapes philippinarum (Manila clam), 2247 nucleotides. RefSeq lists its product as uncharacterized. The transcript has 8 exons. NCBI's taxonomy places the organism in Eukaryota, Metazoa, Mollusca, Bivalvia, Venerida, Veneridae. The record is from RefSeq and is a predicted model, not a curated record. The coding region runs from base 237 to 2114 and encodes 625 amino acids.